Messenger RNA from Chaetomium strumarium, 3658 nucleotides. RefSeq lists its product as uncharacterized. Gene Ontology annotation, cellular component: RNA polymerase III complex. Gene Ontology annotation, molecular function: ribonucleoside binding; DNA binding. The transcript has 2 exons. The record is from RefSeq and is a predicted model, not a curated record. Bases 12 to 3479 code for a protein of 1155 amino acids. Gene Ontology annotation, biological process: DNA-templated transcription. NCBI's taxonomy places the organism in Eukaryota, Fungi, Ascomycota, Sordariomycetes, Sordariales, Chaetomiaceae.
ACACGGUCAAGAUGGCUGCGAUUGACGACGGCUUCGAGGCCCUACUAGAGCCUUUCUACAACGGCAAGAAACUCACAGACACAAUAUCAACCAAAGAAGACAAGUACCAGCUACUACCAGCGUUCCUCAAGGUGAAAGGUCUCGUCAAGCAGCACAUAGACUCGUACAAUUUCUUCGUCGAACAAGAGAUCAAAGAUAUUGUCAGGGCAAACCGAUCCAUUCGAAGCGACCAAGAAAAAGACUUCUGGCUCGAGUUCACCGACAUCCGUGUCGGAACCCCUACCCGCAAUGACUACAGCGACAUUAAGGCUCGUGACGAGGUCACACCGAUGGAGUGCCGCCUCCGUGACAUGACAUAUGCCGCACCGGUGGUGGUGGACAUUAUAUACUCGCGCGAUCGGAAAAAGAUCGUCCGGAAAAACAUCCCGCUUUGCCGAAUACCCGUCAUGCUCAAAAGCGCGAAGUGCUGCCUCAGCGGCGCCAACAACGCCCAGAUGGAGAUUAUGAACGAGUGCCCGCUGGACCCUGGUGGUUACUUCAUCAUCAAUGGAACUGAAAAGGUUAUUCUCAUUCAAGAACAACUGAGCAAGAACCGUGUCAUCGUCGAAGCGGACGAGAAGACGGGCGGAGUGUCGGCGUCGGUCACGAGUUCAACACACGAGCGCAAGUCCAAGACAUAUGUCAUUCUGAAGAAGGACCGGAUAGUUCUUAAUCAUAACGUCCUCGUGGAGCCCAUCCCGAUCGUCAUUGUGCUCAAGGCUUUUGGCGGACUCUCUGACUAUGAGAUCAUGGAGCUUGUGGCGGGCGGCGAUGCGAGGUACCAGGACGACUUCCUCAUCAAUUUCGAAGAGGCGGCCAAGGCGGGCGUGUAUACGCAGCAGCAAGCGCUGGAGUAUGUUGGCGCCAGGGUGAAAAUGGGAGGGCCCAAGAAAGGACGAUCCGGUCCCGCACCCCGCCGGAGUCCGGUCGAGGAAGGAUUGGACGCUCUCGCCAACAUCAUCAUCGCCCAUGUUACCAUUGAGGACCUCGACUUCUACCCGAAGGCAAUCUACAUUGCCAUGAUGGUCCGCCGUGUCCUGAUGGCCGCGCAUAAUUCGAAGCUUGUCGAUGACCGGGACUUCGUAGGCAACAAGAGGCUAGAACUGGCCGGGCAGCUGCUGUCUCUGUUAUUCGAAGACCUGUUCAAGGGGUUUGUCUCGAUGCUGAAGGGAAAUAUGGAAUAUUUCUUUAAGAAACCGAACCGCACCUCGGCCUACGACCCCAUAGGCCCAAUCAGCAGCCAGGGUCAAUAUAUUACACAAGGGCUGAACCGGGCCAUCCAGAGCGGGAAUUGGAACGUCAAGCGAUUCAACAUGAACCGAGCUGGUGUCACCCACGUCCUGAGCCGCCUGAGUUACAUUUCCGCCCUCGGCAUGAUGACCCGUAUCAGCAGUCAGUUCGAGAAGACAAGAAAAGUGAGCGGUCCUAGAGCGCUCCAGCCAUCUCAAUGGGGUAUGCUCUGCCCUUCGGACACGCCAGAAGGUGAAGCCUGCGGUCUGGUCAAAAAUCUAGCCCUUAUGACCCAUAUCACUACCAAUGCCGACGAGGAGCCUGUGAAGCAUUGGAUCUUCGCCCUUGUUGAUGGCGUCUUGCCGAUCCGGAUGUUCAGCGGGACCGAGAUGCACAAGCCUGGCUCCUACAUCAUCCAUCUUAACGGCACGCCCUUCGCUCUGACCCGACACCCGAAGCAGUUCGCGUCGCGGUUCAAGACCAUGCGUCGCCGCGGCCAUAUUUCUCCAUUCGUUGGGAUUCACAUCAACGAGCACUUCUCAGCAAUCCACAUCGCGACGGAUGAAGGGCGCAUUUGCCGGCCCUACAUCAUUGUCAAGGACGGGAAAUCAAAGCUAAAGGCGGAUCACCUGAGACUUCUACAGCGUGGGAAAGCGACCUUUGACGACUUCUUGAAGCGCGGCAUCAUAGAGUACCUUGACGUCAACGAGGAAAACGACUCGCUAAUAGCCAUCAGAGAGGACGAUAUCAACCAGUCGACAACGCAUAUGGAGAUCGAGCCUUUUACCAUCCUCGGAGCGGUGGCCGGUCUCAUCCCGUUCCCUCACCACAAUCAGUCACCCCGUAACACAUACCAAUGUGCUAUGGGCAAGCAAGCCAUUGGAGCUAUCGCAUAUAACCAGUUCAACCGGAUAGACACGCUCCUGUACACUCUUGUGUACCCCCAGCGCCCGAUGGUAAUCACCAAGACGAUCCAGCUCGUCCACUACGACAAGCUUCCGGCCGGGCAGAAUGCAACAGUGGUGGUCAUGUCAUACUCGGGCUACGAUAUCGAAGACGCACUCGUGCUGAACAAGGCGUCCUGCGACAGGGGCUUCGGGCGGUGCCAGGUGUUCCGCAAGUACUCGGCUGAGCUGCAGCAGUACCCGAACGGGCGGAAGGAUAGGCUAGGAGGCAUCCAGAAGGACGAGGAAGGGAGGACGAUCGCCAAGCACGGCUGUCUGGACAAGGAUGGACUGGCUGUCGUGGGCUAUCGGAUUCACUCCGGAGAGACCAUGAUCAUGAAAGAGACGCCUAUCGACCAGACAUCGACUGGCAUCGGCAGCGACCGAGGAUCCGACGAUUUCCGCCCGUCUCCGAUCAACUACCGCAUCGCCGACCCUGCGUACAUCGACAAGGUAAUGGUUUCCAACACGGAGAAGAACACUGCCAUCGUCAAAGUGCAGACGAGGCAGACGCGCCGACCAGAACUCGGUGACAAGUUCUCGUCGCGCCACGGGCAAAAGGGCGUCGUAGGCAUCAUUGUCGACCAAGAAGACAUGCCCUUCUCGGAUUCGGGCCUCGUGCCGGACAUCAUCAUGAACCCGCACGGUUUCCCGUCGCGCAUGACGGUCGGCAAGCUGUUUGAGUGUCUCACAGGCAAAGCGUCGGUCGUUGCGGGCCGCCGCGACUAUGGCUUCGGCGACGCCUUCCGCUCCCACCCGGUCGAGGAGAUGGGCAAGGUCCUCAUCGAGCACGGCUUCUCGUGGGAAGGCAAGGACUACUUCACCUCGGGCAUCACGGGCGAGCCGCACGAGGCCUACCUCUUCAACGGGCCGAUCUACUACCAGCGGCUGAAGCACAUGGUGCAAGAUAAAAUGCACUCGCGGUCACGGGGCCCCCGGGCGAUUCUCACGCGGCAGCCGACCGAGGGUCGGUCUCGCGACGGUGGGUUGCGUCUGGGUGAAAUGGAGAGAGAUUGUCUGAUCUCCUACGGCGCGUCUCAGCUGUUAUUGGAACGGCUGAUGAUCAGCUCCGACGGCACGGAGGUGGACAUAUGUGAGCGGUGUGGGCUGCUGGGGUAUAAGGGAUACUGCCAGACCUGCGCGAGCACGAGCGAGAUGACCAAGAUGACGAUGCCGUAUGCGGCGAAGCUGCUGGUGCAGGAGUUAAUCAGCAUGAAUGUGGGCGUGAGGAUGGAGUUAGAAGAUAGGUUUCCGCAUCCGAGGUAGUGUUGCUGGGAGCCAAAGGAGAGAAGGCGGGUGGCGUUUCGGGAGGGAUCAAAGAUGGGCUGCCCUGUAUAAUAAAUAAGUAUGGGUGAUUUUGGCAUACCUACGUUUGAGUUCUAGCAUGGCGUCUCCAGACGGAAGGAACUGUUUUAGUCUGCUUGCAGAUUUGUAGCCUUACAAAA